Molecule: messenger RNA, 1334 nt
Organism: Cynara cardunculus var. scolymus (artichoke)
Lineage: Eukaryota; Viridiplantae; Streptophyta; Magnoliopsida; Asterales; Asteraceae
Product: cinnamoyl-CoA reductase 2-like
Exons: 6
Coding region: 33-1028 (331 amino acids)
Molecular function (GO): oxidoreductase activity, acting on the CH-OH group of donors, NAD or NADP as acceptor
Source: RefSeq, a predicted model, not a curated record
UGGUUGAAAAUCGAAAACUGGGACAAAAAAAGAUGAAGAGGGUGUGUGUAACAGGAGCAGGAGGUUAUAUUGCUUCAUGGGUUGUGAAGCUUUUGCUUUCCAAAGGUUACAUGGUCCAUGGAACUGUUAGGGACCCAUGUGAUGAGAAAAAGAAUGGUCAUCUGAAGAAGUUGGAGGAUGCUGAAGAGAGGUUGCAACUCUUUAAGGCAGACUUGUUAGACUAUGAAGAUCUGUGUGCUGCCUUUGCUGGCUGCAAUGGGGUUCUUCAUAUUGCCUCUCCUGUUCCUGGUAGACAUGUACCUAAUCCCCAGGUAGAACUGCUAGAUCCUGCUAUAUUAGGAACACAAAACGUAUUAAAUGCAUGUUUGAAGACUAAAGUGGAGAAGGUCGUGGUCGUGUCUUCAGGAUCUGCGGUCUUACUGAAUCCAGAGUGGCCCGCAAACCAGGAAAUGGAUGAAAGCUGCUGGACAGAUAUAGAAUAUGCCAAAUCAAUCGAACAAUGGUAUGCUGUAUCCAAGACAAUAGCCGAGAUUGAAGCUCUGGAAUAUGCAAAACGAGAUGACCUCACUGUCAUUACAGUUUGUCCAGCCCUAGUCAUUGGACCGAUGUUGCAGUCCACAAUCAAUUCUACUAGCUUACUUCUUUUGAGCUACAUGAAAGAGGAAGGUAGAACUGAAGCGAUCAGAACAGACAACAGUGAGCGUCCACUUGUGGAUGUUCGUGACUUAUCUGAGGCAAUUUUACUGGUGUUCGAAAAUCCUGAAUCCAAGGGGAGAUAUAUAUGCUCUGCAUGCUCGUAUAGGACAAGGGAAUUUGUAGCAAAAAUGAAGAGCAUGUUUCCUGGCUACAAUUAUCCCCAAAUAUUUACCGAGAAAAGCGGUCGUGCGCUACUGAACUCAAAGAAAUUGUUGGAUUUGGGAUGGAAUUAUAGGCCAUUGGAAGAGAGUAUAGUUGACACUGUCAAGAAUUUUGAAGAAGCUGGUUUAUUGGAGAAAGGGAAGCCAUUUCCAUCGACACUCAGGUUCUAAGUUAUCUUCUUUUUAAAUCAAACUCCAGUAGUUAUCCCCUUUCUUCAAAUCAAAAUCCUUCCCUCCAUAAGGCGGUUGCGAAGUCCUAGGGGCAACGCCCCUAGCGGGGUCCAAGAGGCAGCUGAGCUUCUGAGCUGCCUUCUAACUCCGAGCUUCUGAGCUGCCUCUGAUCCGUUUAAUCCUUAUCCAUAAGUGGUUGUUUCCGAUGUGCAGUUAUAUGCUAACUGUCCAUAACCCCAUUGAUUUCUCAUAUAAAUGUGUAAAUUGUUGAAUCCGGGUGUAUAUAUAUAUAACUCGAUUGAUUUA